This is a messenger RNA of Neoarius graeffei (lesser salmon catfish), 8225 nucleotides long. RefSeq names its product low density lipoprotein receptor-related protein 6 (gene lrp6). Lineage: Eukaryota; Metazoa; Chordata; Actinopteri; Siluriformes; Ariidae. Gene Ontology annotation, molecular function: Wnt-protein binding; Wnt receptor activity. Gene Ontology annotation, biological process: canonical Wnt signaling pathway. The transcript is spliced from 23 exons. The record is from RefSeq and is a predicted model, not a curated record. Bases 230 to 5089 code for a protein of 1619 amino acids.
CAGCAGCGCCACCACACACACACACAGAGAGAGAGAGAGAGCACGAGCGCUAGUGAGAAUGGAGCGGAGAAUAAUCCCGGCUGCGUUAUAAUAACUACAGCCAAGUCCCACAACCGGAAAGAGGAAAGAAAGCCACAAAUCACUACAUAUCGUGCAGGAAAGAGAAUACAAGCCGCCGCCAUGCGCUGAGAAGCAGCAGGAUCAGCAGCGAGAACAGCGGAGGAGCACCAUGGGCGCAGUGCUGCGGACUCUCCUUCUCUGUACUUUUUGUUUCCAGAUCCGCGCCGUGCCUUUCCUCCUGUACGCCAACAGGCGUGACUUGCGGUUGGUGGAUGCAGCCAAAGGACGAAGCGCCAAUGCUACGGUGGUGGUGAGCGGCCUGGAGGACGCAGCGGCCGUGGACUUCAUCUACAGCAGUGGUCUGAUCUACUGGAGCGAUGUGAGCGAGGAGGCCAUCAAACGGGCCGUCUUCAAUGGCUCAGGCUCCGGUGCCCAGAGCACGGUGGUGUCGGGUCUGGCAUCGCCCGACGGUCUGGCGUGUGACUGGUUGGGGAGUAAACUUUACUGGACAGACUCGGAAACAAACCGCAUCGAGGUGGCCGAGCUUGACGGGACGCUCAGGAAAGUUCUGUUCUGGCAGGAUCUGGACCAGCCGAGAGCCAUCGCUCUGGAUCCGAGCAGAGGGUAUAUGUACUGGACAGACUGGGGGGAGAUCCCGAAGAUCGAAAGGGCAGGUAUGGAUGGCACGCAUCGAGCCGUGAUCAUCGACAGCGAGAUCUACUGGCCUAACGGGCUCACGCUAGACUACAGCCAGCAGAAGCUUUACUGGGCCGAUGCCAAAUACAACUUUAUUCAUCGCUCCAGUCUGGAUGGCACUGAGAGAGAGGUGGUAGUGAAGGGUGCUCUACCACACCCCUUUGCCCUAACGCUGUACGAAGAGACACUCUUCUGGACUGACUGGAAUACACACUCCAUCCACUCGUGCCAGAAGCAGACAGGAGAGGAGCGCCGCGAGAUCCACUCCAACAUCUUCUCGCCCAUGGACAUUCACGUCUUCAGCCAAAAGAGACAGCUCACAGACGUGACGAGUCCAUGCUCUGUGAAAAAUGGUGGCUGUUCGCACCUGUGCCUGCUUUCUCCGGUGAAGCCGUUCUACCAGUGCGCCUGUCCCACUGGCGUACAGCUGCUGGAGAACAACAAGACCUGCCGAGACGGAGCCACAAAGCUGCUUCUCCUGGCGCGGCGCACAGACCUACGGCGCAUCUCCCUGGACAUGCCUGACUUCACCGACAUCGUUUUGCACGCCGAGGACAUCCGGCACGCCAUCGCCAUCGACUACGAUCCUGUAGACGGCCAUGUCUAUUGGACGGACGAUGAAGUGCACGCGAUCCGCCGCUCUCGGUUGGAUGGCAGCGAUGCACAGCUGCUCGUCACAUCGCAAGUGAGUCACCCGGACGGCAUUGCCGUGGACUGGGUUGCGCGCAACCUCUAUUGGACCGACACGGGCACCGAUCGCAUCGAAGUGACGCGUCUCAAUGGUACUAUGAGGAAGAUCCUGAUUUCUGAGGACCUGGAUGAGCCUCGGGCUAUCGUCCUGGAUCCUGUCUCUGGAUACAUGUACUGGACUGACUGGGGCGAGAACCCGAAGAUCGAGCGUGCGACUCUCGACGGAACUGAGCGAGUUGUGAUGGUGAACACUUCCCUGGGGUGGCCCAACGGCCUGGCGCUCGACUAUGCAGAGAAUAAAAUCUACUGGGGAGAUGCGAAGACUGAUAAGAUAGAGAUGAUGAACAUGGAUGGAACUGGUCGCAGGAUCUUAGUCGAGGACAAACUUCCACACAUAUUUGGUUUCACCCUCUUGGGCAACUACAUUUACUGGACAGACUGGCAGCGGCGGAGCAUCGAGCGUGUGCACAAAUACACCGCUGAACGGGAAGUGAUCAUCGACCAACUGCCUGACCUCAUGGGGCUGAAGGCCACCUACGUCAACCAGACUUUCGGGACGAAUGCGUGCGCCGAGAACAAUGGUGGCUGUAGUCAUCUGUGCCUGUAUAGGCCACAGGGUGUUUCAUGCGCUUGUCCCAUCGGCCUUGAGCUCAUGGGUGACAUGAGCACGUGCAUCGUCCCGGAAGCCUUCCUGCUCUUCUCGCGUCACACUGAUAUCCGGCGCAUCUCCCUCGAAACCAACAACAACAACGUCGCCAUCCCGCUCACUGGUGUCAAGGAGGCAUCGGCGCUCGACUUCGACGUUACCGACAACCGCAUCUACUGGACCGACAUCACGCUGAAGACCAUCAGCCGAGCAUUCAUGAACGGCAGUGCCCUGGAGCAUGUGGUCCAGUUUGGUCUGGACUACCCAGAAGGCAUGGCGGUGGACUGGCUGGGCAAGAACCUGUACUGGGCUGACACUGGCACCAACCGCAUUGAGGUGGCAAAGCUGGAUGGCCAGCACAGACAGGUUCUGGUGUGGAAAGAUCUGGACAGUCCACGAGCUCUAGCACUGGAUCCUGCUGAAGGUUUCAUGUACUGGACCGAGUGGGGUGGGAGACCCAAGAUUGACCGCGCAGCCAUGGAUGGAACUGGACGCAUCACACUGGUGCCCAGUGUGGGUCGUGCCAACGGGCUCACUAUCGACUACGCUGAGAGGCGGCUCUACUGGACUGACCUGGAUACCACGCUUAUUGAAUCUUCCAACAUGCUUGGUCUCGAGCGUGAAGUGAUCGCAGAUGACUUGCCCCACCCUUUUGGUCUCACGCAAUACCAAGAUUACAUUUACUGGACGGACUGGAGCCAGCGCAGCAUCGAGCGUGCUAACAAAACCAGCGGGCAGAACCGCACACUCAUCCAGGGCCAUCUGGAUUACGUCAUGGACAUCCUGGUGUUCCAUUCAUCACGUCAGGGAGGCUGGAAUGCCUGCGCCUCUACCAACGGCCACUGCUCGCACCUGUGCCUGGCCGUGCCCAUCAGCAGUUACGUGUGUGGCUGCCCAGCGCAUUACUCACUCAACGACGACAAUAAGACCUGCAGCGCGCCCACCUCUUUCCUACUGUUCAGCCAGAAGUCCGCUAUUAAUCGCAUGGUAAUGGAUGAGCAGCAGAGCCCUGACAUCAUCCUACCCAUUCACAGCCUCCGCAACGUGCGGGCCAUCGACUACGACCCGCUCGACAAGCAGCUCUACUGGAUCGACACCAAGCAGAACGUCAUCCGUCGUGCCCAGGAGGACGGCAAUCAGAGUAUGACCGUGGUGUCCAACACAGUGGGGAGCCACAAUCUGGGCCUGCAGCCAUUUGACCUGAGCAUCGACAUCUACAGCCGCUUCAUCUACUGGACCAGCGAGGUGACCAACGUAAUUAACGUGACGCGCCUUGAUGGCUCACGUGUUGGAGUGGUGCUCCGUGGAGAGCACGACAAACCCCGCGCCAUUGUAGUUAACCCCGAGAGAGGGUACAUGUACUUCACCAACCUGCAGGAGCGCUCUCCUAAGAUCGAGCGGGCAGCUCUGGACGGCACUGAGCGAGAGGUGCUGUUCUUCAGUGGCCUGAGCAAACCUGUCGCCCUCGCUAUCGACAACGAGCUGGGCAAGCUCUUCUGGGCCGACAUGGACCUACGUCGCAUCGAGAGCAGUGAUCUAUCUGGCGCCAAUCGGAUUGUGAUUGAGGACUCCAACAUACUUCAGCCGGUGGGCCUGACGGUGUUCGGGAAUCACCUCUACUGGAUCGAUCGGCAGCAGCAGAUGAUUGAGCGCAUUGACAAGACGACGCGCGAGGGCCGCACGAAAAUCCAAGCUCGUAUUACUGCGCUUACAGACAUCCACGCAGUCCACGAGCUUCAUAUGGACGAAUAUAAUAAACACCCAUGUACCCUAGACAACGGAGGAUGCUCCCACAUCUGUAUAGUGAAGGGAGAUGGUACAACCCGCUGCUCCUGCCCUGUUCACCUGGUCCUUCUGCUCGACGAACUUUCCUGUGGAGAGCCGCCCACAUGUUCCCCUGAGCAGUUCUCGUGCACCUCAGGAGAGGUGGACUGCAUCCCGCAGGCCUGGCGCUGUGACGGAUAUGUCGAGUGUAAAGACGAAAGCGAUGAGCACGACUGCCCCGUGUGCUCAGACGACGAGUUUCAGUGCGACAGCAAGCAGUGUGUAGACCGUUCGCUGCGCUGCAACGGAGAGAUCAACUGCCAGGACCGCUCGGACGAGAACAAGUGCGAUGUUCAGUGCCCUCGGGAUCAGUUCACCUGUAACAACGGUCAGUGCAUUGGCAAACACAAGAAGUGUGACCACAACAUGGACUGCGCAGACAACUCUGAUGAAAUUGGCUGCUACCCCACAGAGGAGCCUUCGCCCCAGCCCACCAACACCAUCAGCUCCAUCGUCGGCGUCGUGAUGACGCUGUUUGUUGUGGGCGCCGUGUACUUUGUGUGCCAGCGCGUCCUGUGCCCGCAGAUGAAGGACGACGGCGAGACCAUGACCAACGAUUUUGUCGUGCACGGCCCGUCCUCUGUGCCGCUGGGCUACGUGCCGCAUCCGAGCUCCCUGUCCGGCUCACUUCCAGGCAUGUCUCGUGGGAAGUCUGUGAUCGGCUCUCUGAGCAUUAUGGGUGGAAGCAGUGGACCGCCGUACGAUCGUGCUCACGUAACGGGUGCUUCCUCCAGCAGCUCGUCCAGCACUAAGGGCACUUACUUUCCUCCUAUCCUGAACCCUCCUCCGUCUCCAGCUACAGUGCGCUCUCAGUACACCAUGGAGUUUGGCUACUCGUCCAACAGUCCCUCCACACACCGCUCGUACAGCUACAGACCGUACAGCUACCGACACUUCGCUCCUCCAACCACACCGUGCAGCACAGACGUAUGUGACAGCGACUACACGCCAGGCCGCAGAGCACAGCCCGUCUCCUCCAUCGUCAUAGCCAAGGGCUACGCAAGUGACGCCAACUACGACUCGGAGCCGUUCCCGCCCCCUCCCACGCCCCGCAGUCAGUACCUGUCAGCUGAGGAGAACUGCGAAAGCUGCCCACCCUCACCGUACACAGAGCGCAGCUACUCGCAGCACCUUUACCCUCCGCCACCCUCGCCCUGCACCGACUCAUCCUGAGCCCCAUCAAUCACAUCCAUAACCCCGCCCAGCCAUCUCAAUCGGUGUAAAUAGCAUUUGUGCAUAGAAUGAAUGACUUUUUUUUUUAAAUAAAGAAGAAAGACUGAUGUGUAUGUUGUUCUGUAAAGAACAAACCAGUUUUUAGGGAAAAAGACACUUUGGCGUGCAGAGGUGGCGGAUACUUGUAAAAGAAAAGAAAGCAUAUUUAUAUAUUUUCUAUACAGCGUUAUGGAAAUGUUAUGGUUAUGCCAUAGAGCUUUGUAUUGCUAAAAGAAAAAAAAAAUUUGUACAUUUUUUUAAACAGAAGAAAGUUUUAUUAAAUUCACAGACAUCAUGUUGCCUUAAUCUGAGAGUGCGUAAUCAGGCUACCUGUUAUGAGGCUGAAGCACUCGUGGGAAACGUGGGGAGAGGAGGAGUGCAGGUUGUCACAAUUUUUCUGAUGCCAAAAAAAAAAAAAAACCCUUAACCAACAAGGCGGAGAAGGAGAAAUGGAGCCUCCUUGUGGCUCUCAGUGGCAUUACACCAGUCAGCUCUGUUCACUGGGGCCAUUUUGUCUGAAGCUCAACCACUAGAUCUUCUGAUCAGCCAGUCCACCUAGAGCUCUCCUACAAGCUUAAAGAACAGCACGUUGCUUCUGGUGACCUUUUCCACCUCGUCGUUGCGUUGUAUUUUUGUAAAGUGCAGCACGGCUCUACUGGAAAACAAAAAGCUAACAGAAAUGUAGCAAUAAGAAGACAACAGACGGUCAGGCAGAUGUGUGGUGCUGCUGAUUUAAUCCUUUCGGCUCUAAAAGCGAGCUCCAGGACAGACGAGGAAACACCACUCUACAGUCUCGAGCAAAUAACCAAAAUCUUCACUUUUGCCUCAAAUUAUUUUUGUUUGUUUGUUUGUUUGUUUAUUUGUUUUCCCCUCCUGUCACGCCUGACUGCAACAGCGGACAAAUCCUGAGCAGAAGGUCACAACUCGGAGCGCAUCUCUCGUAUCCUCUGUCCUUUCUCCCUGCCAUCUCCUCACCAGCCAUCAGCACUGUUUAUUCCUUACAGGAGUUUUAUCAUCAGCUAUCAUCACAAACAUUCAGUACACAAUCAAGGACAAGUUUAUCGUGCCUGAGCAGUUUUUUUUUUUUUAAAGCUCUUUUAAAUCAUUUUUGCAUCUUUUUUUUUUUAAACGACCAGUGCCCAUAAAAUGUCAAAAUAUUUUUGUACCACAUAUUGUAUAGAUACCAUAUUUAUAAGCUAUAAAAGGAAGAAAACUUGUAAAUCUCUCCAUGAUAUCCUUGCAGUGCUUUUACCAGUAUGCUUUCAAUAUAUGCUUUGUUCUAUUUUUCUAUUAAAAAAAAAAAAAAGGUAAGACAGCGAAAGUACAGCGACAAUCCGAAUAAUCUGAACAUCAGAAGACGAAAUUCACAGGUGUCUGUCCUGUUAGUGUGAAAAGUCCAGUUUUACAGAUACACUGGUAUUAUUUUACAACCAUUAAGUGUGGUGUUAAGCACACAGUCCUGGCUUUUUAGUCCUGGAGUGUUAGUGUAAACGUGGGUUGUUGGGUUUUUUUUUUCUUUUUUUUUUUAAAUGCUUCAUGCAAGGACAGAAGUGCUGAUGGAUCAGCUCUGAUGCUUUUAAUACAUAAAUACCUACUUUUUUUUUAAUAUAAACAUUUUCAUUUUGUGGUCGAAUCUGGACUUUUAAACUAAUUAUUAUUAUUAUUAUUAUUAUUUCUGUGAUGCUUUGCAUCUUCAUCACGCUUUAUACCAUCAUGGAAGUAAAGUGAGUGUGGUUAAUGAUUUUAUCUGUUACUUUAAUCAAGUAAGGGACAUUUAGCACCAGCACAAAUAUUUUACUCUUCUUGCUUCCGAGAUUUUAAUAACCUCUUUAACCACCUGUUUGGAAUUAUAUUUUGGAGAGACUGCACACAAUAAGCAUCACACAUCUACAGGUUGAUUUACGUAGACAAUCAGCAUGUUGCGUCUGAUCUGAUCUGAUCUGCUCGGCAGUUCGGUUUCAUAUAGUGUUCAGCAUUGAGGUGGUGUUUUGCUCAGUGAGCUGUCGCCCUAUCCAAAAAUGCUCCUAGGUAAUCUUUUAUUUCUUUUCUGAUUAAUUUGGUGUCCUUAAGUUUAACUCUACAGUUCCAGUCACGCUGCUGCCUUUUUCCUGCUGCCCAAAAUCCACUGCAUCCUUCACUGUGAUCAAUCUGAAAUGUUCUCAUGCGGUACAAUCAGAUACAUAUCCGUUUACAUUCUUUACAAAUUUCUCCUGAUAAGCCCUUGAUGAUCUCUUCCUACUGCAAGGGCUCUUGGGUCAUUUUCCCUUCUCGGUCUAUCCAGCAUUUGAUUAUCAUCCAGUCAAACCAGCGUUGUUGUCAGGCAAUAUUCUCAGUCUUCUACUGCACUUUAGAGUACCUCGGCUUAGUUACCGGUACGGCAACGCGCAAGUCUGAAACCUGCGUGAAUGUGUGACAGAGUUCUCAAAGAAUCAUUUUAUUAGGUGCCAUUGUAGUUUUUGUGGUUGUUAGUAAUGCAUCGUUGAAAGAAAAAUCAAACAUCAAGAGGCUACCAAAGGUGUGAAACUCUCUCUUCAGGAUCAGGCCUUACUGUUUCACUUUAAUUCAUAGUUUUUGAAGCAAAGGCUUUUUUCCUCUGGCCUCUCCAGCAGAGCCUGUCUGAAAAUAAAAUAAGUCAGAGAUGUUUAAGUUCAGACUGUACGACGGAGGCGGUGUUUAUAAAAGUGGACGUAUUGAAAUGACGGUCGAAGAGCGAGCUGCUUCAUGCUGCCAUGGAAGAGUAAAACAUUAAGCACUUUGGCUCCUGCAUGGAGGAUCAUAGCAGAGAGUUGAGAUGGAGAGUGAAGGACAGUUGGGCCUGUUGAUGUAAGACACUUUUCUUGCCAUCAUUAGUUGGGUGUUUUUUGUUUUGUUUUUUAAAUACCACAGUGCUUUGCAAGGAUGUAUUCCAAGGUGACCAACAUUUGGUUAGUAAUAAGUCAUGUAUUUCGCUAUUCCACUAACUCGACUAUUUUGUACAUUGAUCGCUUUACAUGUAAACAUUGUAUAAAAUGGACAUGUACAGCCCAUUCAGUAACUACUAUAAGCUGUUGUAACAAAUGAAAAUGAUUUUUUUUUAAAUAAAAAUGAGAAGUUUUAA